UCCUCCAUUCCAAAUCCCUUAAUGGUUAACAGAAUCAGCAGCUACAAGAAGUCAAGAAUUAGGGUAUUCGAGAAAUGGCUUCCAAUAGUAAAACAUCAGUUGUCCUCUUUCUAGUCCUAAAUCUUCUCUUCUUCACUCUUACUAGCGCAUGUGGCACUUGCCCGGGUCCUAAACCAAAGCCUAAACCAAACCCGAAGCCGAGCCCCAGCCCCGGAAGGGGCACUUGCCCUAGGGAUGCCUUAAAAUUAGGGGUAUGCGCUAAUCUUCUAGGUGGAUUGCUUGGUGUUACCAUUGGGACACCGCCAAAAACUCCAUGCUGCUCCCUUAUCCAAGGCCUCGUCGACCUGGAGGCGGCGGUCUGCCUUUGCACUGCCAUUAAAGCCAAUGUUUUGGGCAUUAACCUCAAUGUUCCUCUUUCCCUUAGCUUGCUUCUUAAUGUCUGCUCCAAGAAGGUUCCACCGGGCUUCAAAUGUGCCUAGGCAACCAAGUUUUAUAAUCUUCGGUCUUCAGUCCUAAGAAUUUGUAUUGUUAAGAUCAUUGCAUUCUUGUGAGUUUGUACUUUUAAGAUUAUUGCAUUCUUGUGCUUGGAAACUUCUCCUUCCCUUAUGAGCAAAUAAGAAAGAAAAGAUUGUUCUUGUGUGAAAGUAGUUCUAUACCCGAGGCCGUCAUUUUUACUAGCUUGUAUUUUCAUAUUAUAAUUAUCAAAAUUGUAUCCAUGUUUCAGUUUAUUA
Messenger RNA from Olea europaea var. sylvestris, 731 nucleotides. Its product is annotated as 14 kDa proline-rich protein DC2.15-like. The record is from RefSeq and is a predicted model, not a curated record. Bases 75 to 479 code for a protein of 134 amino acids. The transcript has a single exon. Lineage: Eukaryota; Viridiplantae; Streptophyta; Magnoliopsida; Lamiales; Oleaceae.